UUCUUUCUGCCCUUAAACUGGCAAAUGAAAACGAAAACGUUCCAUGUGUUCUUCUCAUAAAAUCGGGAGCCCGUGUUUUAUAUACUGUUGGCGAUGUAGUGCGCUUGCUCACUUUUAUCCCUGCCAUUCCAAACAAGUCUUUUCUCGAACAGGAGUCCCUGAAGAUGAUCCUCUUUCGAAAAUUCCGCGUCUUGAUUCUGAUGGUGUUUCUUAUAGCCUGCUCUAUGCACAUUAUGAUAGACUUGUUACCGAAGCUGGAGAGACGGAGCAGUAGCGCGUGCUCGUGCUCACAAACACCCAGCGAAGAGCCGCAGAACUGGGCUAAGCAUCGAGCCAAGCCGGGAUCAGAGUCCGGCUGGCCUAAUAAACACACACUCAGAAUACUUCAAGACUUCAGCAACGAGCCGAACUCAAACCUGUCCUCUCACUCGCUGGAAAAGAUCACCGUUGGGGAGAAAUCUGAGGCUCUGAAAAGAUUUGAGCAGUUGACAGGUGACGAGAAGAGGCACGCGACACGGGACUCUACCUUCAAGAACGCAGUUGUCAAGGGUUCGAGGCUCUCUGCGCUAUUUGAGCAUCCUUUAUACACCAGGCCAUUGCCUCCUUUAACAGACGAAGACACUUUGUUCAAUGUCAACACUGAUAUAAGAUUUGACCCUAAAGCUGCAGAGAACCCAGAGUGGAAUGGGGAAGGUAAAGAUGGGAAUUAUGCUCCUACGGGGGAGAUGUCCUCAGAUUCCUACCCAAACUGGCUCCGCUUCCACAUUGGGAUCAACCGGUAUGAGCUUUACUCCAGACACAACCCGGUCAUUGAUGCAAUGCUGAAGGAUCUGGUGUCACAGAGAAUUACCAGUGUUGCAAUGAAAUCUGGAGGUACGCAGCUGAAGCUCAUCAUGACAUUCCAGAACUAUGGCCAGGCGCUCUUCAAGCCCAUGAAGCAGACACGGGAGCAGGAGACACCCCCAGACUUCUUCUACUUCUCCGAUUUCGAGAGGCACAACGCUGAGAUCGCAGCAUAUCAUCUAGACAGGAUCCUGGAUUUCCGUCGAGUGCCGCCAGUGGCUGGACGACUGGUGAAUAUGACCAAAGAGAUACGAGAUGUGACCCGUGACAAAAAACUGUGGAGAACCUUUUUCAUUUCACCAGCCAAUAACAUCUGUUUCUAUGGUGAAUGUUCGUACUACUGCUCCACUGAGCAUGCUCUGUGUGGGAAGCCUGACCAGAUCGAGGGCUCAUUAGCAGCAUUUCUGCCCGACCUGGCCUUGGCCAAGCGCAGGACCUGGAGAAACCCCUGGAGACGGUCCUAUCACAAACGCAAGAAAGCAGAGUGGGAGGUGGAUCCUGAUUACUGUGAAGAGGUGAAGCAGACGCCGCCCUAUGACAGCGGCACACGCCUGCUGGACAUCAUGGACAUGACCAUUUUUGAUUUCCUCAUGGGAAAUAUGGAUCGUCAUCAUUAUGAGACAUUUGAAAAAUUUGGAAAUGAAACUUUCAUUAUUCACCUUGAUAAUGGAAGAGGCUUUGGUAAACAUUCUCAUGAUGAGCUCUCCAUACUGGUGCCUUUGAGUCAGUGCUGCAGGGUGAAGAAGUCCACUCAUUUACGGCUUCAGCUGUUGGCUAAGGAGGAGUUCAGACUGAGUGCUCUGAUGGAGGAAAGUCUGCAGACUGACACGCUGUCACCCAUCCUUAUUAGACCUCAUCUGGAGGCCAUGGACCGCCGGCUGCGCCUGGUGCUCCAGGUACUGGCUGACUGCAUUGAGAAGGAGGGCUACAGUAACGUAGUAGAGGAUGACAUGGUCGCAGAGGGCAUGAACACGGGCACAGUCCCACAAAGGUAGUGGGCACAGACUGAUCAGGCGCCCCCAGCGGGUCCUUUGAAGUCCCACCACAGCUCUAUAGACCAUGAACGUCUUGCAAGAGAUGCUCUUGUUGAUAAACUUUUCUGAAUUCAGUGAAUUCUAAAGACUCAUUCCUCAACUAAUGGACCGUGUGUUAAAUAAAGACACACAGUAGACAGAGAAAGCGACGGUGUUCUGCAGUCCUGAAUCCAAAAUGUAAGCUGAUCUUCACAUGUAACAACCAGUGUUAUAAAGCAGGGGUUCUCAUCUGGUGCAUUGUCACCUUAAAACAGAGUCACAGGCUUGUCUGAUGUAGACAGCAAAGAAAAAACAACACAUG
Sinocyclocheilus anshuiensis is the source of this 2178-nucleotide messenger RNA. Its product is annotated as extracellular serine/threonine protein kinase FAM20C-like. Gene Ontology annotation, cellular component: Golgi apparatus. The record is from RefSeq and is a predicted model, not a curated record. The transcript has 10 exons. Gene Ontology annotation, molecular function: protein serine/threonine kinase activity. The coding region runs from base 165 to 1838 and encodes 557 amino acids. Lineage: Eukaryota; Metazoa; Chordata; Actinopteri; Cypriniformes; Cyprinidae. Gene Ontology annotation, biological process: enamel mineralization; protein phosphorylation.